Molecule: messenger RNA, 1866 nt
Organism: Salvia miltiorrhiza (redroot sage)
Lineage: Eukaryota; Viridiplantae; Streptophyta; Magnoliopsida; Lamiales; Lamiaceae
Product: glycerol-3-phosphate acyltransferase 1
Exons: 2
Coding region: 61-1665 (534 amino acids)
Biological process (GO): cutin biosynthetic process
Cellular component (GO): membrane
Molecular function (GO): phosphatase activity; glycerol-3-phosphate 2-O-acyltransferase activity
Source: RefSeq, a predicted model, not a curated record
CUCUUCACUUCUGUUAUCACUACCACAAGGUACAACCCUCUAAAGCACAAACAGAAAAAAAUGACAGUUUCCAUGAGAACCAUGGAGUUCCCCAUGGUACUACUCAAGCUAGCCGACUGGUUCCUCUACCAUUUCCUCGCCAACUCAUGCUACAAAGCCGCCAUGAAGCUCAAGAAAUCCGCCCCCCUCCGCCCCCCGCCGCCGCACCCCAGCCUCUCCAAAUUCAGCGGCGGCGGCCGGGCGUCGCAGACGCUCGUCUGCGACAUCCACCGCUGCCUCCUGCGGUCGCCCUCCUUCUUCCCCUACUUCAUGCUCGUCGCCUUCGAGGGCGGCGGCCCCCUCCGCGCCCUCCUCCUCCUCCUCUCGUGCCCGCUCCUCCUCCUCCUCGACUACGAGGCGAAGAUGCGCGCCAUGAUCUUCAUCACAUUCUGCGGCAUGAGGCGGCGCGGCGUCGAGAGCGUUUCCAGAGCCGUGCUGCCCAAGUUCUACCUCGAGAACCUCAACCUCCACGCCGUCGAGGCGCUGGAUUCCGCCGGAUCUAGGGCCGUCUUCACCGCCGUGCCCAGGGUCAUGGUGGAGCACUUCCUGAAGGAGUAUCUCGCCGUCGAUUCGGUCGUCGGGACCGAGCUCCGCUGCGCCGGAGAAUUCUUCACCGGCUUGGUUUCUCCCGCCGGCUUGGUCGUGAAGCACAGGGCCGUGAAGGAGAUGUUCGGCGACAAGAGGCCCGAUGUCGGCAUCGGAGCCUCCACGCUUCAUGAUCAUUUGAUGAUCUCUCUAUGCAAGGAAUCAUAUGUUAUAACAAGAGAAGACAACGCCAAAAGCAGCGCAAUAAUGCCAAGAAGCCGAUACCCAAAGCCCCUAGUCUUCCACGACGGCCGGCUGGCUUUCCUUCCGACGCCGGCAGCGUCGCUCGCGAUGUUCUCGUGGCUCCCCGUCGGUAUCCUCCUCGCCGUCUUCCGCCUCUUCAUCGGCAUCUGCCUCCCCUACAACCUCUCCAUCCUCCUCGGCACCGCCACCGGCAUCGACCUCCGCGUCUCCGGCGGCGCGCCGCCCCCGUCCGCCGACGGCAGGGGCGUCCUCUACGUGUGCAGCCACCGCACCCUCCUCGACCCGGUCUUCCUCAGCACCGCCCUCCGCAAGCCCCUCACCGCCGUCACCUACAGCCUGAGCAAGAUGUCGGAGAUCAUGGCGCCGAUCCGCACGGUGCGGCUGACGCGCGACCGGGGGCGCGACGGCGCGACGAUGCAGCGGCUGCUGGCGGAGGGCGACCUGGUGGUGUGCCCGGAGGGGACGACGUGCCGGGAGCCGUACCUGCUCCGGUUCAGCUCGCUGUUCGCGGAGCUCGCCGACGAGAUCGUGCCGGUGGCGGUGGACACGGAGGUGGGGAUGUUCUACGGCACGACGGCGGGCGGGAUGAAGUGGCUGGACCCGAUCUUCUUCCUCAUGAAUCCGAGGCCGGUGUACGCCGUGAGGAUUCUGGAGAAGGUGCCGAGGCGGCUGACGUGCGGCGGCGGGAAGACGAGCCACGAGGUGGCGAAUUAUAUACAGAGGGAGUUGGGGGCGGCGCUAGGGUUUGAAUGCACGAAUUUGACGAGGAGGGAUAAGUAUUUGAUGCUGGCUGGAAACGAUGGGGUGGUGAAGGAGAAGAAGACCAAGAAUUCAUAGAUAUUGUAAUCAUUCUUUUUUUUUUUUUUUGGUUGGGGUAAGAGAUUAAUGAUUUUUUAAUGUGAAAAUAGAUUAAUGGUUGCUAGUUUUUAUGAGUAUAGUCUUCUUAAUAUUUUGAUUGGCGCCAACUUUUGAGUGUGAAAUGUAUUCGAAAUAUCUAAAUGGAAAUAUAUAUAUAAAUAUAAAUACGAUGUUGUUUCA